Messenger RNA from Sporothrix brasiliensis 5110, 684 nucleotides. Its product is annotated as golgi family SNAP receptor complex member 1. Gene Ontology annotation, molecular function: SNAP receptor activity. The transcript is spliced from 2 exons. The coding region runs from base 1 to 684 and encodes 227 amino acids. Gene Ontology annotation, cellular component: Golgi medial cisterna; Golgi membrane; cis-Golgi network. The record is from RefSeq and is a predicted model, not a curated record. Gene Ontology annotation, biological process: endoplasmic reticulum to Golgi vesicle-mediated transport; vesicle fusion. Lineage: Eukaryota; Fungi; Ascomycota; Sordariomycetes; Ophiostomatales; Ophiostomataceae.
AUGGCUUCCGCUGGCGGAAACUCGGGCUGGACACAGCUGCGGCAGCAAGUGCGCACGCUGGAGAGCCAAUUUUCGGCAACCUCGUCGAUACCACUAAAGCCCUCGGACGAAGAGAAACAGACGGAGAAGAAGCUCGAAGAGAUUCUGAGCAAGCGAGAAAAUCUUAUCCGCCAACUCACCCGCAUUCUCGACUCCGAUCCGAACCUCACAGCCUCGGCCGUCAAGCAAAACAACCUGGUGCUGCUGCGCGAAAAGUACGAAGAGCACCGCCGGGACCUGAGUCGCCUCAAGGUCCAGCUCAACCAUGCACGCGACCGCGUUAACCUAAUGGCGCAUGUCCGCAACGACAUCAACUCGCACCGCGCAGGUGCUGACGGGGCCGAGGGUGGUGGGCUGACGGGUGAGGCCGCCGAGGCUGAGUACAUGCUGGGCGAGCGCAGCCGUAUCGACAACAGCCACAAUAUGGUGGACAGCGUUCUGAGCCAGGCGUACGCCGUCAACGAGAACUUUGGUCUCCAGCGUGAGACGCUGACCAACAUCAACCGACGGAUCACGCUGGCGGCGAGCCAGGUGCCGGGCAUCAACACCCUUAUUGGGCGUAUCUCGUCCAAGAAGCGGCGGGACGGCAUUAUCAUGGGUUCAUUUAUUGCGCUGUGCUUUAUUGUUUUCUUCUGGUUCAUGUAA